Umbelopsis ramanniana AG is the source of this 656-nucleotide messenger RNA. RefSeq lists its product as uncharacterized. The transcript has 2 exons. The coding region runs from base 153 to 449 and encodes 98 amino acids. NCBI's taxonomy places the organism in Eukaryota, Fungi, Mucoromycota, Umbelopsidomycetes, Umbelopsidales, Umbelopsidaceae. The record is from RefSeq and is a predicted model, not a curated record.
UUGAAAGUUAACAAAAUCGAACUCUGCCUCUGGAUACGCAACUAUUGAUACGGCAACGAUAUCGUAGGUAAACUUACGAAAAAGUUUACCUCCCAUGGAAGGUGGUUUAGAAAUCGAUAUAGCCCGCAGCUGAAAGUUUUGCAAUUCGGUUGAUGAAAGCCAUUGGCAAGGUGGACAUGUACUUUAGUGAAAACCGGAACGGCUUAUUAUUGGCAACGGCGAUAACUUUGGACCCUCGUUCCAAGUUUGCAUUCUGCGAGAAAGCGAUAUUCCGACAGCGGGAUAUUGAAGUUGGCAAGGAGACCGUGCGUCUGGCUUGGCAGGAAUUUCGACCUGUUGUUCCUUCUCCUACAGACUCUGCGCAGUUACUAUUUCAACAAGUGAUCGGACAGGAUGAUGAUAUACACGCUAUAUUACCGAAAGUCAUCGCCUGCAACGGAGGGUUUUGAUGUGCUGCAAUUUUGGAGAUGAAAGAAGCAUCAUCCCAAAUCUCUCUAAGUUAGCUAGAAAACAUAUGGCUGUGUGUGUGCGACUUCAACUUCAAGUGAGUGUUCCUUUUCUCGAGCUCGAUUAUUUGUCUCACUCUGCGAAAAAGGUCAAAGCCGGAAUGAUUUCGCAUCAGUAAGUUACUGUAGACAAUGAACCGCUUACUGGAU